Messenger RNA from Scomber scombrus (Atlantic mackerel), 1611 nucleotides. RefSeq names its product sperm-associated antigen 16 protein. Gene Ontology annotation, cellular component: axonemal central apparatus. The transcript has 3 exons. NCBI's taxonomy places the organism in Eukaryota, Metazoa, Chordata, Actinopteri, Scombriformes, Scombridae. The annotation marks the transcript as partial. Gene Ontology annotation, molecular function: protein binding. The record is from RefSeq and is a predicted model, not a curated record. Gene Ontology annotation, biological process: axoneme assembly.
GAAGAGGAGGAGGAGGACUUUGAGGAGGCGAUGAAGGAGGCUGCCUCCUCUGCUGUUGUUAGGAGGAAACCUGGAUCACCAAAACCACAAAUGAUCCUCAACAUCCCGGAGGCGGUGGAUGACUUCCUGAGGAACUUCCUCCGGAGAUCAGGCUUCAGUCAGACUCUGGAUCGUUUUGAGGCAGAGUGGUACGGGUCUGCUCAAAAACAGCUGGCAGAGACCCUGAAGGCUGCUCCAGCGGGGGUCUUCUUCAUCCCUGAUGCUCUCACACACAGACAGCUGCUCCACAGUGAGCUGGAGACGGUCCGCAGAGAGACCCAGCUGCUCCGGCAGGAGGUGCUGGCUGCAGGGGAGAGCCUGGUGAGGAUGCAGAGAGAGAGGGACUUCCACCGGCUGCAGUACCGCAGAGCUGCCGAGGACAAGAACCAGCUGAUAGAGGACUUCAAACAGCUGAAGAAACAUCUGGAGUCCUAUCAGCCGGCGCUGAAGCAGCUGGAUGAUAAAUACCAAGCAGCUCUGAGGCAGAAGAUGCUCCUCAGUUUGGAAAAGGAUCGAGUUCACAACACAGAGUCAAGACUGAGUCCAGAAAAACCCAAAAACAAGACUGACACAAGCACCAAAAAGUCUUCAGCAGGAACCAGCAGGCAUCCCAAAGACUCUGAGUUUCCUGUUUGCAGCAGGCCGGUGAAGCUUCACCUGACAUGCAGAAGCCCCACUUCCUUCAGUCUGUCCUGCUCCAUCAAAGCACACCAACUACCAAUCAGCUGCAUCCACCUCCACCCACGAAAACUGAUCCUCGCCUCCGUCAGUGAUGACCGCAGCUGGAGGCUGUGGGCGCUGCCGGCCAGCGGAGAGAAGGUUGGUCAGAUGGUGCUGACAGGUGAGGGUCAUUCUGAUUGGCUGUCUGGCUGCUGUUUUCACCCCGAUGGAGCAAAAUUGGCGACGACCAGCGGAGACACUACAGUACGUCUCUGGGAUUUCUCUCGUGGCCUCUGUGUGUUGACGCUGUCCGGUCACAGCAAACCAACCUGGAGCUGCUCCUUCCACUCUUGCGGUCACUUCCUGGCCUCCUGCUCCUCCGACAGAACCGCCAAGCUGUGGGACCUAAACAGCCAGCGCUGCCGCCUCACGCUGCGUCGCCACACCGCCUCCGUCAACAGCGUCUGCUUCCUGCCCUUCUCCAACCUUCUCAUCACCUCCUCCGCUGACAAAACCCUCAACCUGUGGGACGCCAGGAUGGGAGUCUGUACUGCCACCUUUCAUGGACACCAGCACCCCUGCAACCACGCCACCUUUCACCCAACAGGUGAAGUCUUGGCUUCCUGUGACUCUCAGGGCAUUGUCAACCUGUGGGACGUCAGGAAGUCUUCAUCAGCAGUGGGAACCGUAGAUGCUGGACCGUUGGGGGCCAACCAGGUAGCGUUCAGCCCAUCAGGGAAGAUGCUUGCUGUUGGCAGUGAUGAUGGUUUGGUCAGACUGGUGGAGGUGGAUUCCAGCACAGUGAGCAGCCUGUCAGGUCACAGAGACGGCGUGCAGAGUGUGACAUUUGACCACAAGGGGGAGACUGUAAUAUCAGCGGGGACCGAUGGGCUGAUUAACAUCUGGACGUGA